Falco peregrinus (peregrine falcon) is the source of this 699-nucleotide messenger RNA. RefSeq names its product mitochondrial ribosomal protein L27 (gene MRPL27). The coding region runs from base 32 to 490 and encodes 152 amino acids. The record is from RefSeq and is a predicted model, not a curated record. Gene Ontology annotation, molecular function: structural constituent of ribosome. Gene Ontology annotation, cellular component: ribosome; mitochondrial large ribosomal subunit. Gene Ontology annotation, biological process: translation. The transcript has 4 exons. Lineage: Eukaryota; Metazoa; Chordata; Aves; Falconiformes; Falconidae.
CGGAAGGAGAAGUGCUGUGGAGGGAGGGAAAAUGGCGUCGCUGCGGCGGUUGUGUGAGUGCGGUGGUAUCUCCCGCUUCACCCCUCCGCGGGUUUUAACUACUCCCCAGACAAGCCUGGUUGUCAUCAGAUGUGCUUCUAAGAAAACUGGAGGCAGCUACAAAAAUUUAGGUGGUCGCAGCCCUGGCAAGCGCUAUGGAUUUAAAAAAGUAGACGGUGCAUUUGUGCAUGCAGGCAACAUUCUGGCUACGCAGCGGUUGAUACGCUGGCAUCCAGGGGCUCAUGUGGGGAUGGGCCGUAACAAGACGCUGUAUGCCCUGGAGGAUGGGAUUGUGAGAUACACCAAAGAGGUCUACGUACCUCUGCCCCGCAGCAGUGAGAGCAGGGAAGUGAUCUGUCGUCUACCCAAAGGAGCGGUUCUUUAUAAAACCUUUAUCAAUGUUAUCCCUGUCACAGAAGUAGGAAGCUUUAAACUCGUCACCAUGCUCUGAGCCUCCUAUGUCACAUAGGGAGGGACGGGAAGGAGCGACUGGGACAGACCACCACAGCUGGACUGGCAUGAGAGGACAAUAUUAUUCUAGCUCUGAAGAUACCAGUGUAGGACUUCUUGCUCCUAAAGCACGUGUGGUCAGUGUUCAGGCACUGGGAUUACCUGCCAGCAUUUGUAAGAGUGAUUAAUAAAUGCUGUGGGGCUGCUGAA